Propithecus coquereli (Coquerel's sifaka) is the source of this 1516-nucleotide messenger RNA. RefSeq names its product leucine rich repeat containing 59 (gene LRRC59). The transcript has 7 exons. NCBI's taxonomy places the organism in Eukaryota, Metazoa, Chordata, Mammalia, Primates, Indriidae. Bases 251 to 1174 code for a protein of 307 amino acids. The record is from RefSeq and is a predicted model, not a curated record. Gene Ontology annotation, molecular function: protein binding.
UCUCAGUGGCCGCGGAAGGUGACGUGGACACGGAAGUGGUCGUCGUCGCGGCGGCACCGGUGGGAGCGAGGCGCGGGGCUCCGAGUGCGGCCAGCGGGCAGACGGGCGGCGGCGGUCUCGCAUCGGCGACGGUGGCGGGCGCAGGCACUGUCGGUUGGGUGGGAGUCCGCUGAACCGAAGAGCGGCUUUUUAGCUCCUUUUCCCUGCCCAUCGGAACCCCGGAGCCGGGGCCCGCUCAGCCGGCGUCACCAUGACCAAGGCCGGUAGCAAGGGCGGGAACCUCCGCGACAAGCUGGAUGGCAACGAACUGGACCUGAGCCUCAGUGACUUGAAUGAGGUCCCCGUCAAGGAGCUGGCUGCCCUUCCAAAGGCCACCAUACUGGAUCUGUCUUGCAAUAAACUGAGUACUCUACCGUCGGAUUUCUGUGGCCUCACACACCUGGUGAAGCUAGACCUGAGUAAGAACAAGCUGCAGCAGCUGCCAGCAGACUUUGGCCGUCUGGUCAACCUCCAGCAUCUGGAUCUCCUCAACAACAGGCUGGUCACCCUACCGGUCAGCUUUGCUCAGCUCAAGAACCUGAAGUGGCUAGACCUGAAGGAUAACCCCCUGGAUCCUGUCCUGGCCAAGGUGGCAGGCGACUGCUUGGAUGAGAAGCAGUGUAAGCAGUGUGCAAACAAGGUGUUACAGCACAUGAAGGCCGUGCAGGCGGAUCAGGAGCGAGAGAGGCAGCGGCGGCUGGAAGUGGAACGAGAGGCAGAAAAGAAGCGUGAGGCCAAGCAGCGAGCUAAGGAAGCUCAGGAACGGGAACUGAGGAAGCGGGAGAAGGCAGAAGAGAAGGAGCGUCGGAGAAAGGAGUAUGAUGCCCUCAAAGCAGCCAAGCGGGAGCAGGAGAAGAAACCUAAGAAGGAAACAAAUCAGGCCCCGAAAUCUAAGUCUGGCUCCCGCCCCCGCAAGCCACCACCCCGGAAACACGCUCGAUCCUGGGCUGUGCUGAAGCUGCUGCUGCCGCUGUUGCUGUUAUGUGUGGCAGGUGGGCUGGUUGCUUGUCGGGUGACGGAGCUGCAGCAGCAGCCCCUCUGCACCAGCGUGAACACCAUCUAUGACAACGCCGUCCAGGGUCUGCGCCGCCAUGAGAUCUUCCAGUGGGUCCUCCAGACCGACUCUCAGCAGUGAGCUCCUCCUCAGUACCUGCUGCCUCCCAGCCUUGGAGCUUGGAUUCCUAUGGAAUUGGGUUCUGCUGGACACACCUCUUUUUAGCAUCAGACCUACCUGCCAUCAUCAAAUGGCUGCUGAUUGGUACUUGAGACCUCCUCUUCGUAGGACUUCUUUGUUCCUUAGUCAGGGUUCCCUGGUGGAAUGAGGAGAAAUGGGAGGUGGGGGGGAACAGUUACCUGCAUGCCUAAAGGAAUAGGCUUGGGGAUGGGGAGAGAGAAAACAUAGCCUUUUCUAGUUGUUAUAAAAGCUGUGUAAAGGCAAGGCUCGUUUCUACUAAAUGGUCAGCUGUCACUACAUUUA